GAAAACAAUUUCAAUUUGUUCAUUUACCAGACAAUAAUAAUUGUAUUAUCUUCAAUCGUGGUUAUCAGUCGUCAUAACAGUAAAUGUUAUCAGGACAGGUGCAUACGAGCGCUGGCUUUCCCGAAGUAAGACGACAUUAAUUGGUGGGUAGUUUUAAAUUCAGGCGAUGCUCGAUAACGGCGUCAAAGUGGGUUCGAGUCGGAUAUUUAUAAUUGUUCUGCUAUGCUAUUGAGCUUUGAAGUGUAAAUUAAUUGUGAAUUUAAAAUAUUAGAAUUGUAAACAAAACUUAAUAAAAAAAAAAAAUUAAUACACUCGGACAAUUAAUAAUAAAAAAUAUUUGUGUCCUAUGUUUCAUGCUUAGUUUUUAUUAGAAUAUUUAAUAAUACUUAUUACAAAGUACUUUGAUGUAAUAAAUUGUGUACAAAGUAUGAGCACAAAUUAUAUGAAAAUAUUCAUAUAAUCUGUGUCACGAUCACGAACUAUGAGUAUGAGUGGGUUUAACACUUAUUGCUUAUAUGUAUGAGUAAUAUUAAAAAUAAUGGGGAAACGUUUUUUUAAAAACAUAUAUUCUGACAGUAACGAAUGUGAUGUAAGUACAUAUUACAAACUUUGGAAAGAUAAAGUAAAUAACUUAAUGCAACGUGUGAGUAGAAAUGCCUCAUCAUCAUCAAAAAACACCUUGUAUACUGGAACGACCGGUAUUGCAUACAUGUUCUAUCACUUGGCAAUAUCAAAUGAAUUUAAAAACGAUCCCUCGGCCUAUUUAAAUGAAGCAAUCAAAGUUUUAAAACUUAAAGAAAACAAUUUUAAUCAAAAAAAAUCAAAUCAAUUUAUUUGUGGAGAUGCAGGAGUAAACGCUGUAAAUGCUGCAAUAUUUCACCAAAUUGGUGAUGAGAAAACUGCGGAAGUGUAUUUGAAAUAUUUUGAAAAUGGGGUGACUACUUGCAAGCCAAUAGGUUCUUUGGAACCGGGAGAAGAUGAACUAUUUGUUGGUCGCGCAGGUUAUCUCUAUGGAGUUAUAUGGUUAGAAAAGGUUUUUGGAAGAAAAAUAGUACCUGACCAAGAUGUUAUUGAUAUAUGCUUAACAAUAGUAGAAUCUGGUCGUCAAUAUUCAAAAACAAAUAAAAGCCUGUUUCCCCUUAUGUAUUCAUACCAUAGCAAAGAAUAUUUAGGAGCAGCUCAUGGUUUAUGUACAAUUCUUCAAGCAUUAAUUUCAUUUCCUUGUUUUAUUAAAAAUGAUCAAAAAGCUAAAGAAGAUAUUAAAAAAUGUAUAGACCUAUUGAUAUCCUUACAAACAUCCACUGGUAAUUUUCCUACUAAAAUACAGGAAUUAGAAUCAAAACAAAGAACUGAGGAAGACGAAUUAGUUCAUUGGUGUCAUGGAGCUCCAGGUGUUGUAUACUUAUUCGCUAAAGCAUAUUUGAUUUUUAAAGAACCUUCUUAUUUGGAAUGUUGUUUAAAAUGUGGAGACUUGGUAUGGAUGAAAGGACUAUUAAAAAAAGGCCCCGGAUUAUGUCAUGGAAUAGCUGGGAACGGAUACGUUUUCUUACUACUAUAUAGAUUGACCGGCGAUAGAAAACAUUUAAACCGAGCUAUACAAUUUGGUAAAUUUAUAUUCACUGAUGAAUUUAUUCAAGGAUCUAGAAGACCAGACAAUUUGUACAGUUUGUAUGAAGGAUUAGCUGGCACAGUGUGUUAUUUAAGUGAUUUAAUUCAACCAGAGAAAGCUAGUUUCCCAUUUUUAGAUGUGUUUUAAUUAAAUCUUUUGUUGAAUCAAUUAUCAAGUGAAUGUACAAUAUUCAUUGUAAAUAGUGAUAUUGUAUAUUUGUAUGUUCUAAAUGUUUGAUAAUGGAUGUACAUUAAUAUAAGUUUUAAUGACAUAA
Messenger RNA from Myzus persicae (green peach aphid), 1883 nucleotides. Its product is annotated as lanC-like protein 3 homolog. The coding region runs from base 539 to 1756 and encodes 405 amino acids. The record is from RefSeq and is a predicted model, not a curated record. The transcript has 4 exons. Gene Ontology annotation, biological process: peptide modification; carbohydrate metabolic process. Lineage: Eukaryota; Metazoa; Arthropoda; Insecta; Hemiptera; Aphididae. Gene Ontology annotation, cellular component: plasma membrane.